Cinclus cinclus is the source of this 1597-nucleotide messenger RNA. RefSeq names its product LCK proto-oncogene, Src family tyrosine kinase (gene LCK). Gene Ontology annotation, molecular function: signaling receptor binding; non-membrane spanning protein tyrosine kinase activity; ATP binding. The transcript is spliced from 12 exons. Bases 1 to 1527 code for a protein of 508 amino acids. The record is from RefSeq and is a predicted model, not a curated record. NCBI's taxonomy places the organism in Eukaryota, Metazoa, Chordata, Aves, Passeriformes, Cinclidae. Gene Ontology annotation, cellular component: extrinsic component of cytoplasmic side of plasma membrane. Gene Ontology annotation, biological process: cell surface receptor protein tyrosine kinase signaling pathway; B cell receptor signaling pathway; T cell differentiation.
AUGGGCUGCUGCUGCAGCUCGGAGUACGACGAGGACUGGAUCGAGAACAUCGACAUUUGCGAGCACUGCAAUUACCCCAUCGAGUCCGACAGCAAACGCCAGAGGCUGAUCCGCAACGGCUCUGAGGUUCAAGACCCUCUGGUGUCCUACGAGUCCCCGUCACCUCUGUGCUCCCCCAUACAAGACAAGCUGGUGGUGGCCCUGUACAACUACGAGCCCAAGCACGACGGGGACCUGGGGCUGCGGAAGGGGGAGAAGCUCCGUGUCCUGGAAGAGAAUGGGGAGUGGUGGAAGGCGCAGUCGCUCACCACGGGUCAGGAGGGACUGAUCCCCCACAACUUCGUGGCUUUGGUGAACAGCCUGGAGCCCGAGCCGUGGUUCUUCAAGAACAUCAGCCGCAAGGACGCCGAGAGGCAGCUCCUGGCCUCGGGAAACACCCACGGCUCCUUCCUCAUCCGAGAGAGCGAGACCUCCAAAGGCUCGUACUCGCUGUCCGUGCGGGACCUGGAUGAGAGCCAGGGAGAGACGGUGAAGCACUACAAGAUCCGGAACCUGGACAGCGGCGGCUUCUACAUCUCCCCCCGCAGCCCCUUCGGCAGCCUCAGGGAGCUGGUGCAGCACUACACACGCAGCUCCGACGGGCUCUGCUGCCGCCUGGGCAAGCCCUGCCGGACACAGAAGCCGCAGAAGCCGUGGUGGCAGGACGAGUGGGAGGUGCCGCGGGAGUCUCUGAAGCUGGUGGAGAAGCUGGGAGCGGGACAGUUCGGAGAGGUCUGGAUGGGAUUGUACAACGGGCACACGAAGGUGGCAGUGAAGAGCCUCAAGGCUGGCAGCAUGUCCCCCAGCGCCUUCCUGGCCGAGGCCAACCUGAUGAAGAAGCUGCAGCACCGGCGGCUGGUGAGGCUCUACGCUGUGGUCACCAAGGAGCCCAUCUACAUCAUCACCGAGUUCAUGGAGAAGGGCAGCCUCGUGGACUUCCUCAAGACCUCGGAAGGAGUCAAGCUCAGCAUCACCAAACUGCUGGACAUGUCAGCGCAGAUUGCCGAAGGCAUGGCCUUCAUCGAAGCCAAGAAUUACAUCCACAGGGACCUGAGGGCCGCCAACAUCCUGGUCUCGGACACUUUGUGCUGCAAAAUCGCCGAUUUUGGGCUGGCCCGGCUCAUCGAGGACAACGAAUACACGGCACGGGAGGGGGCGAAAUUCCCGAUUAAGUGGACAGCACCCGAGGCCAUCAACUACGGGACGUUCACCAUCAAGUCGGACGUGUGGUCCUUCGGGAUCCUGCUCACCGAGAUCGUCACCUACGGCCGGAUCCCGUAUCCAGGGAUGACCAACCCCGAAGUGAUCCAGAACCUGGAGCGGGGCUAUCGGAUGCCCCAGCCGGACAACUGCCCCGCAGAGCUGUACGAGCUGAUGAGGCAGUGCUGGAAGGAGAGCCCCGAGGAGCGCCCCACCUUCGAGUUCAUGAAGAGCGUGCUCGAGGAUUUCUUCACCGCCACCGAGGGCCAGUACCAGCAGCAGCCCUGAGGGUCCUGCAGCUUGCACAGCCCUGGUUUGGGGUGCUGGGGGUACCCCCCAUCCCCAUGGACAUCACCCC